This is a messenger RNA of Acaulospora morrowiae, 818 nucleotides long. The record is from the annotation of a GenBank genome assembly. Lineage: Eukaryota; Fungi; Glomeromycota; Glomeromycetes; Diversisporales; Acaulosporaceae.
CGUUGCAACAUUGGCCCAACAUAAUUAGAGUUGGAGUUGGAAAACCACGAACAAGAAAAACCUAUGAAACUUCAUGGAAGGGGCUUCACACCUCAACGUUAGAUGUCGUGCAGGGCGUCACGAGCAAACGUAAGUCCGUAAUUGCCAAAGAUAAGGCAAUACUGAAGAAGUUGGCUGAAGCGAUAGCCCGCGGCUAUCAACCAGAUUAUCUCUUGAAUAACAUACUAAGGCGAUACUUUGUGGAUCUUACUGAAAAGUUUUUGGUUCCGCUCAACCGUUAUUUUUCGACAUUGAUUCCGUUUCACAUAACCCUUUCCUCACAAGAAUCGCCACAACUAAAGCCAUUCAAAACAGAUAGCUUUUUAAAAUCUUUACAGGAGCAUGGUCCACAGAUCCCGUUUAAAGCAAAAAAUUUUCCAACAAAUACCACAAACACAUACGUUAAUUUCUACACGCAAUUUCUGAAAUGUGGAAAUUUUGCAACGUGGCUCCGUCAACGGACGAUCGAGGCACAGAAUGAAUUGCGUAAACGAUACCUGCAAGUACUCUGCGAAGAUGAUGUACAGAAAUGGAUUAUUGGAAAGCACGAGAUGGAGUUGGUGGACUUGUUGGUUAGGAUCAGGGAUGAAUUGAAAUUAUCGAAUCAACAAGAUUCUGCAUCAUCGCAAUUGUUGCCACCAACAGCCGUUCGGGACAAUGACGGUGGAUCUCCGUCGACGCUGACAGCAAAACAACGGGAAAAACUGAGAUUGCAAGCAAGCAUAAUAAUAUCGGGACUUCCACGAGAUCUAAGGGAAUCAUUCACCGCAGAUAUAUAA